AACUUUGAAUUUCUCCACUAGGAAGAAGUGCCCAGACAAGAGAUUUUUGUUAUAUGACUUCAUGAAAAAUAGUGAAAUGUCAGGCUCUUCACCAUUUAAGAUGCGAUUAGUUCAUUUGGACCUUAAAGGAGCUCCACCAAAAGUUUCCUACUUCUCGGAGGUCUUUCCUCUGUUCCACGCCUUGGGCGCCAAUGGGCUCCUCCUCGAGUAUGAAGACAUGUUUCCCUACGAGGGCCACCUCAGGCUGCUGAGAGCCAAGCACGCAUACAGCCCCCCCGAAAUCAAAGAGAUCCUACAUCUGGCUACACUGAACAAGCUAGAGGUCAUUCCAUUGGUGCAGACAUUUGGACACAUGGAGUUUGUGCUGAAGCACGAGGCUCUCACUCACCUCCGAGAAGUGGCACUUUUCCCAAACACCCUGAACCCCCAUGAGGCAGAGGCCCUGGCGCUGGUGGGAGCCAUGGUCAGCCAGGUCAUGGAGCUGCACCCGGGCGCUCGGUGGUUCCAUGUCGGCUGCGACGAGGUCUAUUACCUUGGCGAGGGCGAGGCCUCGAGACGGUGGCUGCAGCAGGAACGUAACACCAAAGCAAGACUGUGUCUGUCCCACAUAAAGGCAGUGGCCUGCCACGUGCUGGCCCAGCACCCUGCCACGAGGCCCCUGGUGUGGGACGACAUGCUGCGGGCCAUCCCCGAGGACCAGCUCUCAGCAUCGGGGCUGCCGCAACUCGUGGAGCCUGUGCUCUGGGACUACGGGGCCGACCUAGACGUCCAUGGCAAAGCUCUUCUCAUGGAAAAGUACCGGAAGUGUGGUUUUCUCCGGCUGUGGGCUGCCAGCGCCUUCAAGGGGGCCACGGGGGUGAGCCAGGCCCUGACCCCCAUCGAGCACCACCUCAGGAACAAUGUGCAGUGGCUGCAGGUGGCGGCCUGUGGGCCUGCGGACAUGCUGCAGGGCAUCGUCCUGACCGGCUGGCAGAGGUAUGACCACUUCUCCGUGCUGUGCGAGCUGCUUCCCGUGGGAAUCCCAUCCCUGGCCGUCUGCCUGCAGUCGCUCCUACACGGAGGGUUUACCGAAGACGUUAAAGCAAAAGUGGAGAACUUUCUCGGGAUUUCAAACCUAGAAGUAACUGAUUUUACAAGCGAGGGGCCCGGCUCCUUCCCUGGCAGCGAUAUCCUGGCCCUCGUCACGCAUGUCAGCCUCCACUUGCGCAGCUCCGUGGACACGCUGCUGGAGAGGGACAGGUACGUGAGCGGCUGGUUCAGCCCUUACCACCGCAGGCGGAAGCUCAUCCACCCGGUCAUGGUCCAGCACAUCCAGCCUCAGGCGCUCAGCCUGCUGGCCAGGUGGAGCGCCAUGGUGCGGGAGCUGGAGGCCGCCCUGCAUCGUGUCUUCUAUCCCGACACUGUGGAGGAGUGGCUGGAGGAGAACGUGCAGCCCAGCCUGAGGCGGCUACAGGCCUUGCUGCAGGACCUUAGAGAGGCGGCUGGCGCCAGGCCGCACGUGGCUCAGGACCCCUGAGGGGACGGGCCAGGCACCCCGUCCAGCUGUGUCCAUCCUGGCGCCGGCAGCCCGCCUCCCCCUGUACCCGAGACUCCCUGCAACAGGCCACACCCAGGGAGCAGACGGUUCUCGCUGGGAAGGACGAGUGGCGAGGUCCAGGGAAGACACGCUGAGGCCUGCCAACCGAUCCGCGUGUGGAACUUGUGCGCUUGAAAUACAACGGACAGCGGGAGCCGGAACCGCUGCUGGUGGGAGUCGGACUCGCUGCCAGCGCGCGUCCCACACCCGUGGUCCCGAGACCCUCCUCACCCUGCGAGCCCAGCCAAGGCAGAGGGGAGCUGGCCACACGGGUCCCUCCAACUCAGGGCACCCUCCAGUCGGGGUGACCACGCCAGAAACCAGUGACAGCAUUUCAUACUUUAUUUUAGAAAAAGAAAGCUUUCAGAUUUUACCACUUAAAAACCCAA
Lutra lutra (Eurasian river otter) is the source of this 1965-nucleotide messenger RNA. It is a transcript of the gene HEXD, whose product is annotated as hexosaminidase D. Gene Ontology annotation, biological process: carbohydrate metabolic process. The transcript is spliced from 12 exons. Bases 62 to 1516 code for a protein of 484 amino acids. The record is from RefSeq and is a predicted model, not a curated record. Lineage: Eukaryota; Metazoa; Chordata; Mammalia; Carnivora; Mustelidae. Gene Ontology annotation, molecular function: hexosaminidase activity.